Messenger RNA from Scheffersomyces coipomensis, 1641 nucleotides. RefSeq names its product lipid-binding protein (gene PIL1). The transcript has a single exon. The record is from RefSeq and is a predicted model, not a curated record. The coding region runs from base 475 to 1392 and encodes 305 amino acids. Gene Ontology annotation, molecular function: lipid binding. Gene Ontology annotation, biological process: eisosome assembly; endocytosis. Lineage: Eukaryota; Fungi; Ascomycota; Pichiomycetes; Serinales; Debaryomycetaceae. Gene Ontology annotation, cellular component: eisosome filament; plasma membrane.
AUACUGAUUGGUCAAUUAAGGGUUAUCUCUAGGUGUCGAACUAUCCAUUUCUUAACUUGCUAGAUAGUUACUCAGUCAGUUAGAGGAAGAGCAAGUAUGACAUAUAUGAUAUCAGUUGACACUGUAACCAAAGUAAAACUUUAAAACAGUUAUAGAAGUUAUCCAUCAUCAUUAUGGGAUGAAUUAACUGAUACGAUACUAAAUAGGACAAUAUUCCCAAUUAGGAAAGGGCGUGUACUGAUUACCAAAAAAGGAGGAAUUUUUGUGUAAAGUUCCACUCAUCCCCUUUUUUUUAAGUUUAAUUGCUGGAAAUUUCCUCGAAGGGUGGAGGGCAGCCUUUAAGAGGAGGACCCAGGAGGUGUGGACACAUUUAUAAAGUAUAAAUUUCAUGUUAAAUUUCCCAAUUCUAGUUUUUUUAAUAUUUCCAUUUUUUUACCUUUUUAUUUCAAUUGUAUAUUGUCCAAUCAUCCUACAAUGCAUAGAACUUACUCAUUAAGAUCUCAAAAGGCUCCAACCGCCGCUCAAUUACAAUCUCCUCCUCCUCCUCCAUCUUCUACCAAAUCUAAAUUCUUUGGUACUGGGUCCAUUUCUUCAAGUUUUAGAAAAACUGUUGCUGGUGCCACUGGUCCUGAAUUAUCGAGAAAAUUGGCUCAAUAUGUUAAGAUUGAAAAGAAUGUUAUGAGAGCCAUUGAAUUGACUGCUAGAGAAAGAAGAGAUGUUGCUAAACAAUUGAGUGCUUGGGGGGAAGAAAAUGAUGAUGAUGUUUCUGAUGUUACUGAUAAAUUAGGGGUUUUAAUUUAUGAAAUUGGGGAAUUAGAAGAUCAAUAUAUUGAUAAAUAUGAUCAAUAUAGAAUCACUUUAAAAUCAAUUAGAAACAUUGAAGCUUCUGUUCAACCUUCAAGAGACAGAAAACAAAAAAUUACUGAUGAUAUUGCUCAUUUAAAAUAUAAAGAUCCUCAAUCUCCAAAAAUUCCUGUUUUAGAACAAGAAUUAGUUAGAGCUGAAGCUGAAUCUUUAGUUGCUGAAGCUCAAUUAUCUAACAUUACCAGAGAACAAUUAAAAGCUGCUUUCAAUUAUCAAUUUGAUGCUACUAGAGAAUUGGCUGAAAAAUACGCUUUAAUUGCUGGUUAUGGUAAAGCUUUAUUAGAAUUAUUAGAUGAUUCUGCCGUCACUCCAGGUGAAACUAGACCUGCUUAUGAUGGUUAUGAAGCUUCCAAACAAAUCAUUGUUGAUGCUGAAAACGCUUUAAGUUCUUGGACUUUAGAUUCUGCUGCUGUUAAACCAACCUUAUCUUUACAUCAUGAAUAUGAAGAAGAAGAUGAAGUUCCAGUUGAUGAAGAAGAAGCCGCCGAAGGUGAAUUUGCUAAACAUGAUGAAGUUGAUGGUAACUAAUUGUUACUAAAAAAAGUAGCUCUCAUAAAUAUUUUAUCUUGAUUGAUUAUUUUCCAAACAUGUUUUGUCGUUAUUUUUGUUUUAUUUGUACCCCCAUUGUAUUAGUAUAUAAUUAUUGAGAUGAAAAAAUUUGUUAUCUAUAUAUCUAUCUUAUCCAUCCAUUCAAUAUUCUUACUGUAUUUUAUUUAGUUAUUUAUCCAUGGUUUUGAUAACCAAGUUGUUUUUUAAUAAAUGCUUUCAAUUUCAGUA